UGUAAGCCGCGUCCACCGUCUCCGCUGCCGUUGCCGGGAGCCAUCCCAGUGGGGGCCAAGUCACAACUGCCGUGCGUUUCACGGAAGCGUAAAAGUGGGUCCUGCCACGCUCGGAGCACCCGGCGCCUGACCCGGCUAUCGCUGGAGAACGCGUCCUGUAGUGCCCACGGCUUGGGGCGGGACGGGAGCCCCCUUGCAGGGGGCAGCCCAGAGAGAACCUGCUGCGGCCCGAGCGGUAAAAAUUAUUGACUGAAACAGCUUACCCAGGCACCAUCUAACAUGUUGAGAAGAAGAUUUGAUUGUCGAAGUAUUUCAGGCUUACUCACUGUAACUCCUCAAACACCAAUUAAAAUGGAAAACUUUGAUACUUUUUAUGUGCUAACAUCUACAGAGCUGGGAAGAGGAAAAUUUGCUGUGGUUAGACAGUGUAUAUCAAAAACUACUGGCCAAGAAUAUGCUGCAAAAUUUCUUAAAAAAAGAAGAAGAGGACAGGAUUGCCGAGCAGAGAUUCUCCAUGAAAUUGCUGUACUAGAAUUAACAAAGUCCUGUCCUCAUGUGAUUAAUCUUCAUGAAGUCUAUGAAAAUACAAGUGAAAUCAUUUUGGUAUUGGAAUAUGCUGCAGGUGGAGAAAUUUUCAACUUGUGUUUACCUGAGCUGGCUGAAAUGGUUUCUGAAAAUGACAUUAUCAGACUCAUUAAGCAAAUACUUGAAGGAGUUUGUUAUCUACACCAGAAUAAUAUUGUACACCUUGAUUUAAAGCCACAGAAUAUAUUAUUGAGCAGCACAUACCCUCUAGGGGAUAUAAAAAUUGUAGAUUUUGGAAUGUCUCGAAAAAUAGGCAAUGUAUGUGAACUUCGGGAAAUCAUGGGAACACCAGAGUACUUAGCUCCAGAAAUCCUGAACUAUGAUCCUAUCACCACAGCAACAGAUAUGUGGAAUGUUGGGGUAAUAGCCUAUAUGUUGUUAACUCAUACAUCCCCAUUUGUGGGAGAAGAUAACCAAGAAACAUACCUCAAUAUUUCUCAAGUUAAAGUAGAUUAUUCAGAAGAAACUUUUUCAUCAGUUUCACAGCUGGCCACAGACUUUAUCCAGAGCCUUUUAGUAAAAAAUCCAGAGAAAAGGCCAACAGCAGAAAUCUGCCUCUCGCAUUCAUGGCUACAACAGUGGGACUUUGGAAACUUGUUUCACCCUGAAGAAACAAGCUCCUUUCAGAUUCAGGAUCAUACAGUACGGUCCCCUGAAGACAAGAAUUCUAAAUCCUCUUGUAAUGGAACAUGUAGUGAUCGGGAAGAUAAAGAGAAUAUCCCGGAGGAGAGCAGCAUGGUUUCCAAAAGAUUUCGCUUUGAUGACUCACUGCCCAAUCCCCAUGAACUUGUGUCAGAUUUACUCUGUUAGCACUUUUAUCUUUGACUCAUGUGGACUGAAUUUGGAAUUUAAAAUUCAUUUCAGUGUCAGAUUGUAGUUCCCAACGUUGUAUAUGGAAUGUUUAUAUUAUAAUGCACUUUUGCAUAAAAGAAUUUAGGAAAGCACUUGAAUGCUAAAUUACUACUUACUAGUAUCACUUCAUCUCCAUUCACAAGGGAUAAACUCUGUGGAAGAAUAUAUUUAAAUAUAUGGCCAAAAAAUUGUGUGUGUGAGUCCACAUGUUAAUGAAAAAAUCAAGAAAAAUUGGAUUUUUCAAAACAUUUUACAUAUAUAGAAAAAGCGGUUUGAGUUAUAUUGUGGUUGAUAUAAACUGAGCAAAAGGAAGAAUUUAAUAGGCUAACUAAGUUAAGUCCUAUAUCAGGCCUCUGUUGACAAAAUUUUAUUUAAGGUAGCAGUGCCACGCUUAGGUAAAAAUAUAUAAUAUUUUAUAUAUGAUCUAGAGACAUUUUACAUUUGAAAAUGGUUUUCUAUCAUGUAUAUUUUAAAAUUGCAUAUGUUUUCCACUAUAUAUAGCCUGCUAUGUGAAUGGUCUUUUGAGCCAGAGUAAGGGAGGGAUUAGAAACCUAUCAGGGAGACUCAGUAAAAGUUGGAGCAGAGAAAAAAAAGUGCUACUUUUUAAAAAGUCCUCUGCAAGAUGGGAAAUAGAUUUGGUACAAGUGUAAAGGGCUUCAUCCUCUAGAAUUUCUGGGGUAAAGUAUACAUAAAGGGUAAAACCGAGUACUAUUUUUAGUCAGUCAUAUUUCUUAAGAGUAGAAGAAAAUACUGGUAGACAGGCAACUUACAGAAUUUUAGAUGUCUUCUAAGUCUUAGUAUACAAACCAAUCAUUUAAAGAUCUAAAAAUAUUCAUAAAAAUACCACAGCACCAUUAGUACUUUUAACACAGAGCAGUCAGCAAUAUGAGUCAGCAGGUAAGUAUCAUCAUAGGAUAUAGUGACAUCCAGCUCUUCUGAAAUUCUUGUAUAAAAUUCUUAAUGACUGAGGAGACUCACCUACAAAAUGGCCUUUAAUGGCCUUUUUGCUAGGACUAAUGUGAAGAAUUUAGGAGAACAGAUAGUAUGAAUAUGCCUGUGCCAUAUUUAGCCCUCAUCGGGGGAAAUGUACUCCUUUUUGGGUGUUUGAUGACUUGGUACCUGAUAACUAUUUUAAAAAUAUGCUGUUAUAAUAUUAGAAUAAUUAUAAUCUCAUGAACAUUUUACUGUAUCAAAAGAAAUGGUUUGACUAAAAAUAUCUUUGAAUUUCCUCCCUUUGAAUUAUACAUUACUCUGACAACUGUUAGCAACUUGAAACUUUGAUAAGAUCCCAGAUAACUUUAAAUCAUUUUUAAUAAUGAUUUAAUCAGGUUGCUUUAUUUGGCCAAAUGGUGAAUGACUUUUUUUAUCCCCAGUAUUUUUUAAAGAAGAG
Messenger RNA from Condylura cristata (star-nosed mole), 2827 nucleotides. It is a transcript of the gene STK17B, whose product is annotated as serine/threonine kinase 17b. Gene Ontology annotation, molecular function: protein serine/threonine kinase activity; ATP binding. Lineage: Eukaryota; Metazoa; Chordata; Mammalia; Eulipotyphla; Talpidae. The transcript has 8 exons. Gene Ontology annotation, cellular component: nucleus. Gene Ontology annotation, biological process: intracellular signal transduction; protein phosphorylation; positive regulation of apoptotic process. The record is from RefSeq and is a predicted model, not a curated record. Bases 280 to 1395 code for a protein of 371 amino acids.